GAAGGAGUCCAAGGGGCAGGAGAAGACGAUUUGUAGGAAGAAGUGUAAGCUGGAGAUAAACUUGUCCCCUCUUCUCAUCUCUUGUUGGAUUUUGAGCCCGGAGGGGUUUGUUUUGUUGGCCGAACCACUUUGAGCGUGUGGAGGCGCGUGCCUGCGGAAUGCCCCCGGCGGCGGUGGCACCGCUCCCGGUCCCGUCCAGGCGGACGCACCUCUGACAGCCCGCCCCAUACGCGCGGGCUGCAGGAGCUGGGACGCGGCGGAACCAUGUCCCGUCCGACCUCCCAACUGCUGCUGGCGGGUUUCACCUUCAGGCUGCUGCUGCCGCUCAGCCUCAGCGCAGGGGCUUUGCUGCGUUUCAACGGCUUCUCGCUGCUCUACGUCCUCCUGCUGCUACUGCUGCCGCUGCUGCCCCAACCCUGCGCCGGCUCCCUGCGUGCAGGCAACAGCAAUCGCUGCGUCACGGCGGUUUGUGUGUCCAGUUUCCUCUUCCUGCUGCUGCAGACCUUCUUCCAGAUAUCCGCUGCUGCCCUCACCCCCGACCGCAAGUGCACCUCCUGGCAGAAGGCGCUGAAUCAGCUGGGCUUUGUGAGGCUGACAGGAAGCGAUGCGCCGUCCGCCGUGCGACACGUCCUUCCGGAUGUCGGUGUGCUGGUGGUUGGCCUGCUGGCAUGGAGGCUGAGCCUGAGACUCGGCCCUGCGACACACACCCAGGAAUCGCGGCUCUACGACCCAGAGGACGAAGCAAGCGCCGGCAGCAGGGUGGCAGCCCAAGUAGAACAAGUCUUGAGCAAAAUCAGGAUGAUGCUGGCAAAUGCCAUGACCGCUGGAGGCAAGCUUCUCUUCACGCUUUUGCUGGGACUCACAGGUGUGGUGCUGCCAUCACUCUCCUCCCUGCCCUACUUGCUUUCUUUUCAGGUGGUAUGCACUUGGUGGGCUUGGAGCGGUCGGCUCCCCCCGCCGCUCUUCAGGUGUCUCUCUCUGAUGUCGCUCUUGUAUUCCGCCGCCCACUUCCUGCUCGUCUACAGCUACCAGCUGCCUUCGCUGCAGGAGGCGUGGCCUUCCACCCAGACCGCCGCAAGCGUGUUCGGCCUGGUGCCUCUGGUGUCGGCGGACUGCGAUGCUCCCUGGAGGAUGCAGGUGAACCCGCUGCUCAGCUGGUUUCACUUUGUCAGCCCGCUGACGCUCGUGACGCUCUACCACGUCGUCGCUGGCCUGCGGAGGAACCAGCUGCUGGAUGGCGGAGAGGUUCCGAGCACAGACAAAAUGGACUCUUUGGAGCCCGUCAGCUGUGAUGCCAGCAGUGACGUUAUCACCACUGAUGAAGUCAUCGGCGGUGAGGUCAAAGGUGACAUCGUGGCCGAGAGCCAACGAGAGUUGUGGAGAACAGCUCAUGACGGAGAUGUGCGUUUUGGGACGCCAACCGAUUCUUUGGCCCUGGAUAGUCCGCCCGAGUCUUUGGCCCCGCCCACACAGAGCACAGUCCUGGAGUCGGACACGCCUCACUGCUCCUUCAGCCAAUCAGCAGACACGUUGGAGACGUGCGCUUUCGAAGGCGACGCAACCCAUUGGGGCGGCGAGGACGCGCAACCGCAUGGCGGAUCCGGCGUGGCCUCCGUGGCGUCGGGCUUCCUCCUGAAGCAGAGUUACGUGGCCGCACUGAUGGCCAUGAUGGCCUGGUCCAUCACGUACGUGUCGUGGCUGACCUGCGUGCUACUGCUGUGGUCAUGCGCUCUGUGGAUGAUGCGCCAGCGGCGGCGCUACACACUGGCGUCCUCUCCGUGGUUGGUGGCCUACGGUAACCUGCUGCUCGUCCUGCAGUACGUCUUCAGCUUUGCAGCCGUCCGUCAGGUGCCGGGACUCUUUCCCAAAAAGGACGAUCCCUGCCGGGAGCUGGCGUCAAAGCUCGUGUGUCUGCUGACCUUCUGGCUGCUGCUACGUCAGGCUCGUAUGGAGAAGACGGACCGACACCCCGACGGAGAGACAAACUCCCGGCUGUCCACCGUCACCAUCGUCCGCACGGAAGCUGAGGAGAAGAUGGAAGAGAUUUGCUACGAGGAGGUCCUUUUGAUGAAAGGAGGAGUUCAGAUGGACGCUCUGCUUGCAGUACUCACCAGGAUGUUUGUCAAAUACUGGAUCUACGUCUGCGGCACAAUGUUCUUUUUUGUCAGUUUUGAAGGCAAAAUGGUCCUGUACAAGGUCAUCUACAUGGUGAUGUUCCUGUGCUGUGUAGCUCUCUACCAGUUGAACUACGAAAAGUGGCGGGCCUUAUUACGAGGCUUUUGGGUCGCUGUGGUGGUUUACUCCAUGUUGGUCCUCUUUUUGGUCUACACCUUCCAGUUCCCCUCGUCCCUCCACACCUGGACCUACUACACUGGACUAAGCACUCACAGGUUGGAAGACCUGGGUUUAGAGAAGUUCUCAGUCCCGGUCCUCUUCACGAGAAUCUUCAUCCCCACAGCUUUUCUGCUGGUGUGUAUUGUUCACCUGCACUACUUUCACGAGCCUUUCCUCCAGUUGACAGACCUCAAAACUGUAGUGGACACGCACAACAGCACCAUCACAAGGUUGGUCCACUCUGAGGGCAGCCUUGUGGACAUGUCAGUGGGAGGCGUUUCGCAGCUCUUUGCGGAGGAGGAAGAAGGGGGCGUGGUCUCAGGAAAAGAGGACGAGCCAGAGGAAAAGUGGAGACAAGAAGAAGAUGAGGAGCCCUGCACGUUUGAGGAGGCGAGCCUGUCGGAGCACACGGCAGCGCUGGUGUCGUGGAGAUUGGUGGUGGACCGUCUCUCGGUUUUGUUCCUGCGCCUCCUCCUGUCUUUGCAGCGCCUCCAGAGCCUCCUCUGGUGGCUACUGGAACUCCACAUUGUGAAAAUUGUCUCAUCCUACAUGAUCUGGAUCUCAGUCAAGGAGGUGUGUGUGUUCAAUCUGCUGUUUGUGGCGUCUGUGGCUGUGGCUUUGCCUUGCAGAGCCUGGCGCCCCCUGCUGGCUGGGGUGUGCACCGUGUGGACGUGCAUGGUGGCCAUCUGUAAGAUGAUGUACCAGCUCAACAUUGUCCAGCCCGUCACAUCCAACUGCACCAUGCCAGGUAAUGCCACCACCAACGUGUCUACCUCAGUCUUGUACGCUGCUCCGAUUGACCCCGCCCAGUGGGUGGGUCUUCGCAAAUAUGAGGGAAAACUGCUGGACUACUUGCGGUACAACCUGAUGAUGCUGGCGCUCUUGGCCUUCGAGGUGACGGUUGACAGACACCAGGAAUUCCACCGUCUGCGCUGCAACCAAGUCCCACCUCCGACCAAAACUUUGUUCCAUGACAUCAGCAGGCGUCACAUGGAUCAAAGCGUGCUGAGCUGCGCCAAAUACUUUCUCAAUUACUUCUUUUACAAGUUCGGCCUGGAGACCUGCUUUCUGUUAGUGGUCAACGUGAUUGGUCAGCGGAUGGAUCUGUUCGCCGUUGGCCACGCCUUGGGGCUCAUCGGCGUCCUGUCAAGGCGUAGCAGGAAGCGAAUCAGUGCGGUGUGGCCAAAGUACUGCUACUUCCUCUCCGGGCUCUUGUGCCUCCAGUAUCUCUUGUGUAUUGGAUUGCCGCCUGCUGUCUGCAAAGAUUAUCCAUGGCGGCCGCCCACAUCCAACGUGGACUCCAACGUGGUGAAAUGGCUUUUCCUGCCAGAUCACCUGACUCCCCCAAACCCCCUCUUCCUUCUAUACGACUAUCUGCUCCUGCUGGGCGCCUCGUUACAGCUUCAAGUGUUCGAGGACGAGCGUGACGUCAGCGUCCAGGCGCUGGCGGGCAACAACGGCGAGCUGGAUGUCGAAGAUGGCCACGUCUGGGAUCUGACCCGGGGGCUUCGUCCCAACACCGUCCCCGACUUCAUGCUGUCCAGGUCUUACCUGGAUAUGAUGAAGGUCAUCAUUUUCAGCUACAUGUUCUGGUUUGUCCUCACCAUCAUCUUCAUCACAGGAACCACCAGGAUCAGCAUCUUCUGCAUGGGCUACCUAGUGGCGUGUUUCUAUUUCCUCUUGGUGGGCGGAGACCUGCUGCUUAAACCCGUCGGCUCCAUCCUGCUAUAUUGGGACUGUCUGAUCGGCUACAACGUCUUUGUCAUCACCAUGAAGAACAUCCUUUCUAUCUUGGCGUGUGGUUUCAUCAAGUCGCUGGUUGUCAACCACUGCUGGUUGGUCCAGCUCUUCAGCCUGGCCUGCACCAUCCGAGGCUACGCUAAGCCGGCACAGCAGAGCAGCAAACAAUGCGAACUGCCCAGCGACGAGGCGGGAAUCAUCUGGGACGGCGUGUGCUUCUGCUUCCUGUUGCUGCAACGGAGGGUCUUCCGGAGUCACUACUUCCUCUACGUGGUGCUGGACCUGCAAAACACCCAACUGCUGGCCUCCAGGGGGGCGGAGCUCUUCGAGGCAUCUACCGUGAAAGCAGUGCGCGCUAGACUGGAGGUGGAGAAGAUGUCCAUGGACCUACUGAAGAGACAGAUGGAGAGGAUUAAAUGUCGCCAGCAGAAGUUCCGAAGAGGAAAAGAGAAAAUGCUCAAUUUGACUCAAAAGAGCUCCCGUAGUGACGCUCAGGAAAAGAUGAAGGGGCGAGCACAGGAGGAUUGGUGGAGGCCGUGGGUGAACCAUGCCUCCAUGGUGAGGAGCGGAGACUACUUCCUGUUUGAGAGCGACAGCCAGGAAGAUGAAGAUGACAAAAAGGAUGAAGAGAAGGAGGAGGAGGGUCCUGACAAAUCUGCCCUUCAGUUCGUGUAUCACGCCUGGAUAACGGACUCCAGAACGGCCCUGCGAGCUCGUCACAGCCGGAAGAAAGUGAAGAAACAGAAGCCCGAGCAGAAGAUGGCGCAAAGCGAAAGAGAGGAGACGUCAGAUUGCGCCACUACUGAAGUGAUGGAGGAUUCGGAGGAGGACGUGGAGAAGGACAAGGAGGAGGGAGCGGAUACGGUCCUGCGUCGGGCCUCCAACGUUCUUCGCUUCUGCUGGGUUGUGUUGUCGGCUCUGCUGGACUCGCUGACCGCUUGGCUGGGUGGUUUGUGUCGCGAACACGUGGACAUCUCCACCGUGCUGCGCAUGGAGCGCUGCAUGCUGACCCAGCAGGCCAAGCAGGGUCAGGUGCCGUCCAGAGAGGCCAUCCAUGUGUACUACCAGCAACAGAUGAUGCAGAGUUCCAGAGAAUCAGGAAUCAACCUGAGUGUUCCUGAGGAAGAAGCGGUUAUAGAUGAAAAAGGAAAUGAGGACAAAGACGAGAGUCCAGCAGCGGGAAGUGGACCUGCAUUCACCUCUGGAGAUGAAACAAAAGCUGAUGCCUCUGUGGUCCAGACAAGAGAAGAUUGCCCAGAGUGCUUCAUAGCUAUGACCAGCCAAUCACACCGAGCCAAACUGACCAGGAUGAAGAGAGUCACAUCAUCCUCAGAUGAGGAGGACCACAGGGCUGCCUCGCCCUCCUCUCAGAUGUCCCCACCUUCCUACAGCCAUGCUCUGGCUGGGGACAUCCAAGAGCCGGAGAGUGAGCAGGACGAAUCCAAAAGAAGAAUGCCUGGGGUGAAGGCAAGAUUAAGGAGGCAGCUCUUACUUCACAAGACUGACGUCCCAUCUGGAUGUACCUCCACUUCUUGUCUCUUGACCUCUCGUCCUCAGGAGCUGACAGCGAGUGAGCUUCUGAAGAACAGGACUUUCCACAGCGAAGAACUGGAGGCAUCUGACGAGUUCUAUCACAACCAACCCCAGCUGCUCCAGCUAUGCUACGCCUUUUACAACAUUCUCGCUGCCAGAUCCGAGACGGUCUGCUACCUGGUUAUCGUCUUGAACCACAUGGUGUCUGCCAGCUGUCUCACAUUGGUACUUCCUGUUCUGGUGUUUCUGUGGGCAACUCUGUCUGUACCUCGACCCAGUAAGACCUUCUGGAUGACAGCCAUCAUCUACACUGAGGUUACCAUCGUGAUCAAGUAUUUUUUCCAGUUUGGGUUCUUUCCCUUCAAUCAAAAACUAGAGGUGGACCGCUCAAAACCCUUCCACCCUCCCAACAUACUGGGGGUGGAGAAGAAGGAAGGCUACGUUCUGUAUGACCUUCUGCAACUGCUUGCUCUAUUUUACCACAGAGCCAUACUGAAGUGCCAUGGACUUUGGGACCAGAGUUGCUCCACUGACACCAAGUAUCAGCAAGAUGACCAAGAAUUAAGUUCAACUCCCACAGAUAUGGUGUACUGGGGUGGUGAGAGGCAGGCCUGCUCUAGCUCCACCGGACUAUCUCCUACAGGCAGUAUGAGCUCCAUAGACCAGCUCGGCAAGUUGGAACUGCUGCUGAGGAAACUCGGGGAACUUUCCAUCCGGAGCAAGCAAUACUGUGUUAGCAAGUGCGAGUCCCUUUCCAGUCCAGUCUGUCAGUUCUUCCGAGCUCUGGUCCAGCCAGAGUACAGCGCCGUGACCGACGUUUACGUUCUCAUGUUCCUGGCGGACACAAUCGACUUCAUCAUCAUCGUCUUUGGCUUCUGGGCUUUUGGGAAACACUCGGCAGCCGCCGACAUCACUUCCUCCCUUUCAGAGGACCAAGUUCCCGAAGCGUUCUUGGUGAUGGUUCUGAUCCAGUUUGGUACCAUGGUGAUUGAUCGAGCUCUGUAUUUAAGGAAGACCGUGUUGGGAAAGUUGGUCUUUCAGGUGAUUUUGGUGUUGGGGAUCCACUUCUGGAUGUUCUUCAUCCUGCCGACUGUCACAGAGAGACGCUUCAAUCACAACUUGGUGGCUCAGCUGUGGUAUUUCGUCAAAUGUAUUUACUUCGGCUUGUCAGCGUACCAGAUUCGCUCAGGUUAUCCGACGCGGGUCCUGGGAAACUUCCUGACAAAGAGCUACAAUUAUCUCAACCUGUUCCUGUUCCAAGGUUUCCGACUGGUUCCUUUCCUGACUGAGCUGCGGGCUGUGAUGGACUGGGUGUGGACCGACACCACCUUGUCUCUGUCCUCCUGGAUCUGCGUUGAGGAUGUCUAUGCCCACUGCUUUGUCUUAAAGUGCUGGAGAGAGUCUGAGAAGCGAUACCCUCAGCCUCGUGGUCAGAAGAAGAAACGAGUGGUGAAGUACGGGAUGGGAGGUUUGAUCGUUCUGCUGCUGAUUUGCAUCGUGUGGUUUCCUCUGCUCUUCAUGUCCCUCGUCAAGUCGGUGGCUGGUGUCGUCAACCAGCCGCUGGACAUCUCUCUGACCAUCACGCUGGGAGGCUUCCAGCCAAUUUUCACAAUGAGUGCACAGCAGAAUCAGCUGAAAGACCUGACAGAGGAAGACUUCAGAGCAUUUAUUCGUUCCUACAGUUACAUUCCGAGCGCUUUGCAGUUUCUCGAAGCAUACAGUCACGAAGAUGUGACUGUGGCUGAGCUGCAGGGUAGCAGUAACUCUCUGUGGACCAUCAGUCCACCAAGCAGGCGAUACCUGAGCCAGGUGCUCAACCUGGACCACUUUCCCCUGACCUUGUCCUGGACAAUUCAGAGGAACUUGAGUCUUGGGGCAAAGGCGGAGCUUGCAUCGGGUAAACAUGUGUCCUACCUGAAUGACCAGACUCGUUUGGAACUGAUCCAGCUCCUGAAUGGUACCAGAACACUUCCUGUUGUGAUUGACGCCGUGUUGCCAUCUUUCUUACGAGCGCCCAGUGACUCCAACGCCAAACCCAUCGAGCAGCUCUACACAGACGGCUGCUACAAGGCCAUUUUGUUGUCCCUGGAGCGAACAGUCAACGAGAGCCAAGAGAUCCAGGAGUGGUGGAUUGUCGACCAACCAGCUUCCAGUCUUGUACGUUUGGGGGGCGCAACUUCAACAGACAACAGCAGAGAAGCGGGCCUUCAGAUCUUUGUGUUCAGUGAUAAAGUCAGCCCACCGAGUCUCGGCUUCCUGGCCGGAUAUGGCAUUAUGGGAUUAUACGCCUCUGUGGUUUUGGUCAUUGGGAAGUUCGUACGGGAAUUUUUCAGUGGAAUCAGUCACUCCAUCAUGUUUGAGGAGCUUCCCUGCGUCGACCGCAUCCUCAAGCUGUGCACUGACAUCUUCCUGGUGCGUGAGACGGGGGAGCUGGAGCUGGAGGAGGAGCUUUACGCCAAACUCAUCUUCUUGUACCGCUCGCCAGAGACUCUAAUCAAGUGGACGAGACGCUGACAGAAUGCCGUGACGUUCUCCGGGCUCAGUUUCCGCUUUCCCUCCCCGAAUGAGAGACGACCUUCCGUUCUUUUCUCAAAUGUGAUGUAACACUGUGGAAAGAAAAGACAUUCUUCAGACAGACAGACGUCGAGCGUGAAGGGCUGAAGAUCGAAAAAGAACUUUCAUUUUGGUUCUGUGUUUUCAUUUCACUUUUUCCAUUUCACCACAACCUUUAAGUAUGUGAAAAGAUUUGCUCAUGUAUGAAAAUAGUUCAACAAAUCAGGGUGAAUUAAAUGACUUAUCCAAGUGA
This is a messenger RNA of Syngnathus acus (greater pipefish), 8413 nucleotides long. Its product is annotated as piezo-type mechanosensitive ion channel component 2-like. The coding region runs from base 265 to 8121 and encodes 2618 amino acids. The record is from RefSeq and is a predicted model, not a curated record. Lineage: Eukaryota; Metazoa; Chordata; Actinopteri; Syngnathiformes; Syngnathidae. The transcript is spliced from 56 exons.